Trichomonas vaginalis G3 is the source of this 159-nucleotide messenger RNA. RefSeq lists its product as uncharacterized. The coding region runs from base 1 to 159 and encodes 52 amino acids. Lineage: Eukaryota; Parabasalia; Trichomonadida; Trichomonadidae. The transcript has a single exon. The record is from RefSeq and is a predicted model, not a curated record.
AUGACCCAAAUAGAGCCAAUACCAAUUGGAACCGGCACUGAAGUUCAUUACAGAGGAGAACACGAGUAUCUUUUGCUCACAAACUCAAAUCAUGAAGCAUUUUCGCUUCGUGAAAAAACACCAAAAGGCAAAGAACUUCUUGUCAUAUCAAUGUAUUAA